This is a messenger RNA of Ostertagia ostertagi, 435 nucleotides long. NCBI's taxonomy places the organism in Eukaryota, Metazoa, Nematoda, Chromadorea, Rhabditida, Trichostrongylidae. The record is from the annotation of a GenBank genome assembly.
AUGCUAUGUGUGAUUGAAGCGAAUUUGGUGCUUAAUCAGCUGACUUGUAAUGGUGUACUGGAAGGAAUUCGUAUUUGUCGUAAAGGAUUCCCCAAUCGCAUGCCGUACCUUGACUUCAAACAGAGAUAUGCUGUACUUGCUGCUGAUGCCGCCAAAAAAGCAAAGUCAGACAAGGAGGCUGGUGAUGGAAUCGUGGCCAAGCUCGCUUCCAAUGGCUCGAUCAAACCGGAAGAGUACCAAUGCGGUCUCACUAAGGUCUGCGCUCAAAUUGGAAUGAAAUGUGCUUCAAUGCAGAUUUUCUUCAAAUCUGGUGUGCUGGCUCAUCUCGAAGAACUUCGCGAUGAAGAACUUUCGAAGAUCAUCACCAAAUUCCAAAGCGCCUGCCGACACUAUUUGGCAAUGUGGGAUUACAAGAGAAGACUCGAUCAGAAGUGA